Salmo salar (Atlantic salmon) is the source of this 6441-nucleotide messenger RNA. Its product is annotated as glutathione hydrolase 5 proenzyme-like. Gene Ontology annotation, molecular function: leukotriene-C(4) hydrolase activity; glutathione gamma-glutamate hydrolase. Gene Ontology annotation, biological process: inflammatory response; glutathione catabolic process; leukotriene D4 biosynthetic process. Gene Ontology annotation, cellular component: plasma membrane. The record is from RefSeq and is a predicted model, not a curated record. Lineage: Eukaryota; Metazoa; Chordata; Actinopteri; Salmoniformes; Salmonidae.
AGUGCAACAAUUUCAUUGAGUGGGGUGGAGGAGGAGUAUGAAGGCUCAUUGACUACUGAGCUGUGAGCUCUUGGGACGGGACAACACUUUCUGCCCAGCAGAGAAUAGUAUUAUUGGAAAAGUUUUUCUCUUGAAAGCAUGUCCAAAUAUAAGCCAUGGCAGGUUGGUUGCUGUCUCUGUAUCGGUUUAUUUGGUUCGAUAAUAUCCAUCUGUCUCUGCAUACUAGCCUUCGGCGUAUUUAUCAACCGAGGAUGCUCCGAGGACACGUACAAGCACGCGGCGGUUUCUGCGGACUCUAAACUUUGCUCGGACAUUGGCAGAGAUAUACUGCAACAAGGAGGAUCGGCAGUAGAUGGCGCCAUUGCAGCUCUGUUGUGCACCUCACUGGUCAACCCUCAGAGCAUGGGCCUGGGAGGAGGCUCCAUAUUCACUGUUAGGGACGAAACUGGCACGGUGAAAACCUUCAGUUCGAGAGAGACUGUUCCACAGUCAUUCAAAGCUGAUCUGCUGAAGGGCUGUCCCACUUCUGUCACAUUUAUCACAGGUAGUCAGUGGAUUGGCGUUCCUGGAGAGUUGCGUGGGUAUGAGGUGGUUCACAGAAUGUAUGGGAAGCUGCCCUGGGCCAAGCUGUUUGAGCCCACCAUUAGACUGGCCAGAGAAGGAUUUCCUCUGCCACCCUUCCUGGGAUACCUCCUUAACAUCACACUCAUAGGAAACCUGGUGAAAGCAACAUCACUCUGUGAAGUGUUCUGCCACAAGAACAAGAAGGUGCUGGGCAUAGGAGACACAUUGAAGUUCCCUAAACUGGCGGAAACCAUGGAAACCAUUGCAGAACAAGGUGUAGAUGCCUUUUACACUGGCCAAAUUGGGCUUGACUUGAUUGAAGACGUAAAAGCAGCAGGUGGGACCCUUACCAUGGAGGAUCUGAAGUCAUUUAGAGUCAGAUCGGAGGAUGCCUGGACUGUUCCUCUUGGAGAUUACCAGAUGCACAUCCCUCCACCUCCUGCAGGGGGAGCCAUGCUCGCCUUCAUCCUCAACCUUGUUAAAGGGUUCCAUUUCACCCCCAGGUCCAUGGAGGGGGACCAGAAGGUCCUGACCUAUCACUGCUACAUAGAGGCAGCUAAAUUUGCUAACGGACAGAGGAGGAACGUUCAUGAUCCUGUUUUCAACACUAAACAAGAUGCAUCGUAUAUGGUGAACUCUGACUUUGCUGAUCGGAUCAGGCAAUUGAUCAGUGAAGACCGUACCUAUAAUGACUCCUACUACAACAUAACACCUUCCCCUGAUCGCUUUGGGACUACACACGUGUCAGUCCUGGCUGAAGAUGGAUCUGCAGUCUCUGUCACAAGUACCAUCAACCAAAUUUUUGGUGCAGGGAUUUACUCCAGUAGAACAGGCAUCAUCCUCAACAAUGAGCUGGCUGACUUCUGUUUUAGAGCAGAAAGAUUGAGUGCAGGUGAACAGCCUCCCUCUUCAAUGGCUCCAGCUAUACUGAGCUCCAGCUCUGGGAAAAAGACCCUUGUAAUUGGGGGAUCAGGGGGUAGCAUGAUCACGACCGCCAUGGCCCUGUCCAUAAUGAACCACCUUUGGUUGGGGAUGAGUUUGAAAGAUGCCAUUGCUGCUCCUGUAGUGUUCGUCGAUGGCAACAACAAUGUGAAGUUUGAGCAUGGCUUUGAUAAGUCUGUGAUAGAGGCCCUUAAGGUCAUUGGACACAGAGUGACAGACUACCCAUACUUCUUCAACGUGGUCAAUGCUGUGGCCAAGGAGGACGGAUGCAUCAAAGCCGUGUCAGACGCCAGGAAGCAGGGCAAAUCUGCUGGCUACUGACCAAUGGGAUACCAGGACACUAAGAGUUUACCAAGACCAGGUGUGUCCUUACUAAGGUGUACAGCCAAUUAGUUGGCUUUAGAACACUGUACAGUAGGUCCAAGAGGACAGUAAUGUUAGUGAGAUUUAUUUUUUGUAAUUCUAUUAUCUUCAUAUAUGAACAUUUUAUCUAAACCAACAGUCCAGAGCCUUAAGCAGAAUCAAAUGGCCCUCUUGACAAAAUACUUAGGCACUGAAAUGGAUUGAGUUUCUAAUUUUACCAAGUACAUAAAAUUACAUGCUUGUUCUUAAUGACUAACUGUACAGUACACAUAGAUUAUAGCACAUGGGAGGUCCCGAAGGAACUGAAAUGGGGAGAGAAGGUCAGUACAGCCUGUCAGCCUGUACUAACAUGGGACUCAUACUGUGACCACAAGGACUUGUCAGAUUCAGGACAGGACAUGGUACAACAUGUUACAACUCAAUCCUCCAAGUUCAUUUAUUAGUCCCUCUCUGGAGUGUUGCAGCAAUACUCUGAGACUCACACGUUCAGAUAAAACAGGCUUUUUGCAGCCCCCUUCACUGUCAGAAAGGAGUUCCACUGCCUAAAAAUACUAAAGCACCCUUUGCUGACUCUAACAGCUACCCAAUCAGUUUGCUGCCUGAUCUUAGUAAACUGGUGGAGAGAAAUGUGUUUGACCAAAUACAAUGCUAUUUUUCAGAGAACAAAUGAACUACUGACUUUCAGCAUGCAUGUAGAGAAAAGCACUCAACUUGUACUGCGCUGACUCCGAUGACAGAUGAUUGGUUAAAAUAAAUGGAUAAUAAGAUGAUAGUUGAAGCUGUAUUGUUAGAUUUCAGUGCAGCCUUUGAUGUUAUUGAUCAUAAAUUGUUAUUGAAGAAACUCACUUUGGCUUUACAUCACCUGCCAUCACAUAGUUGGACAGUUAGUUAUCCAUUAUAACCCAGAGAGUGUUCUUCAAUGGAAGUUUCAUUAACAUCAGAUAUGAACAGUGCGGUGUCCCUCAGGACAGUUGCCUUGGGUCGUUACUCUUCUCUAUUUUUACAAAUGAUUUGCCACUGGUCUUACACAAAGCUAGAAUGACUACGUAUGUGGAGGAUUCCAAAGCCAGUGAGCUCACUGAAAAUAAAUAAAUAAAGGAUUGUCAGUUUUAGAAUGAGUGAAUAAUAAUAAUAAUAAUAAUAAUAAUAAACUGGUCUUAAAUACAUCUCAAACUAAAAGCAUUGUAUUUGGUUCAAAACAUUCUCUAAGCCCUAAACCUUAACUGGAGUUGUACAUAAAGGGUGUGACCAUUGAGCAAGUUGAGGAAGCUAAACUCCUAGGCACAGUAGGUAUAACACUGGAUGGUCAGUUAUCAUGGUCAAGUCAUAUUGACAAAGUUGUUGUGAAGAUGGGGAGAGGUAUGUCUUUAAUAAAAAGAGGUUCUGCGUUUUUGUGACAAAUCAACUUGGCAUGUAUAACAACGCAAUUAGAAAUUCCAGACAGGCUCGUUUUUCUAACUUGAUCACUAAUAAUCAGAAUAUUUAGAGAGUGAUCUUCUCCACUUCUAAACGUGAUGAGUUUGUGGCAUAUUUCAGAGAUAAGAUACCCAGCCUAAUGUUUGUUAUCAGUCAACCAAGACCUGAUGAGAAGUUUGAUAUGUGCCCUAGUCUACCACACUAUGGAUGUAUUUUCCCUGGUUGACACAGACAUGCUCAGGAAUAUGAUAUCACAAUUUAAGCCUUCUACCCGCCUUCUCAAUCCCAUCCCUACCACCUUCUUCAAAACAGUUUUUAAAAUGUCAUAUCUGAAGAAGUGCAAGCUAUUGUUAAUCACUCCCUGUUCACAGGCACUUUCCCCACUGCACUAAAAACUGCUAUUGUGAAACCCCUUCUGAAGAAAAGUCAUCUAGAUUCUUCAGCUCUUAGCAAUUUUCAGCCAGUCUCCAACCUUCCAUUCUUAAGCAAAUUCUGGAGAAAUUGGUUUUCAAACAGCUAAAAGCCAAAAUAACACCUAGCUUUUUAUCUGGUGUGUUGUCUUUAUUCCCCGUUAAUUAAAAUAUACUGCCAGAUUCUCUCUCUGUGCUUUGGUGCCAACAAUAAGUACUUUGGCCUUGUCUUGAUUUAGCUGGAGGAAGUUGUGAGAAAUCCAAGUAUUUAAAUCACUAAUACAGUCUAAUAAUUUAUCCGUGGAGCUAAAAUCCUCUGGUCACACAGAAAUGUAAAGUUGUGUAUCGUCAAGUGCCAACCGUAUUUUAGAAAAAUUCCAGUCUGGUUUUCGUGCCCACUACAGCACAGAGACAGCCUUAGUUAAGGUGGUAAAUGAUCUUAGCGCUAACACAGAUGCCAAACAGCUCUCUGUCCUUGUACUCUUGGAUUUCGGUGCUGCAUUCAACACCGUUGACCAUGAUGUCCUCUGGAUAGACUGGUGGGUUGGCCUCUGCGGUCCAAUUCUAAAUUGGUUCAGGACCUAUUUGACAGGUUGAGAGUUUUUUUGUGACCCAUGGUGAACAUAACUCAGAGAAAAUGCUACCACCUGAGGAACAUUGCCAAGGUGUGGCCAUUUCUCUCUCAGGCUGAUACAGAGAGACUCGUCCAUGCUUUUAUUAUAAGCAGGCUUGACUACUGUAGUGCUCUCCGGUUCUACACAAGAAAGCCAUUGGUCAACUGCAAAACAUACAGAAUGCUGCAGCACUGGUACCGACCAAGACCAGACGGAGAGCACACAUUACACUGGUUUUAAGGUCUCUGCACUGACUGCCUGUGAGUUUUAGAAAUUAAUUUUAAGAUUAUUGGUUUUUACUAUUGGUUUUUAAAUCAAUCCAUAAUUGUGCACCCCAAUACAUGUCAGACAUGCUUUUAAGUUAUGUACCCAGUAGGUCCCUCAGGUCCUCUGACACUGGCCUUUUAACUAUUCCAAAGCCAAGGACCAAGAGGCAUGGAGAGGCAGCCUUUAGUUACUAUGCCCCCAGCCUCUGGAAUAGCCUGCCAGAGAUCCUCUGUGGGCUGAAACUGUGGACAUAUUUAAAAGAGAUCUUAAAAACACCUUUUUAGCUUUGCUUUUCCUUAGUCCUUUUUAGUCAUUCAGUUUUUGUUAUUCUUUUUUUUAUCCUCUUAUUGUGUAGUAAAUAUUUCAGUUUUUAUGUUUUUCCUGUGAAGCACAUUGCAUUGCAUUCCAUGUCUGAAAUGUGCAAUGUGCUGUAUAAAUAAAGUUUGAUUUGUACUAGUUGUUCAGGAUCUGGUCUUGUCCCAUCUUGAUUACUGUCCAGUAAUAUGGUCAAGUGCAGCAAACGAUGACCUAGCAAAGCUGCAGCUGGCUCAAAAUAGAGCACACGCCUUGCCCUUAACUGCACAUAUAGAGCUAACAUCAUCAACAUGCAUGCCAGUCUUUACUGGUUGAAGGUUGAUGAGAGAUUAACUGAUUCUAUUCUAGUUAUGAGAAAUAUUACUGUGAAGAAAAUUGCAGAUUGUCUGCAUAAUCAAAUAACAUUCAGCUCAGACACCCAUACAUACCCCACAAGACAUGCCACCAAGGGUCUCUUCACAGUCCCCAAGUUCAAAACGAAUUCACGGCAAUGCACUGUAUUAUACAGAGCCAUGAUCGCAUGGAACUCCCUUGCAUCUCCAAUUACUCAAGCAAACAGCAAAAUUGCCUUUAAAAAACGGCUUAAACAACAUCUCAUGGAAUGGUGGGAACUCUGAGGGGACACAAACAAACUAACACACUUUUUUUGUAAUAUUGUUUGUUUAUCGUUGUAUAUUACAUUUCUGUGACUGUCCAUCAGUGUUUUGUAACUUGUCAUAUUUAGUUUUUUGUGGACCCCAGGAAGAGUAGCUGCUGCUUCUGCCAAAGCUAAAGUGGGAUCCAAAGAAAAAAUCGUACAUUAUAAUAAAAUCAAUGUCUGAAAUAACAAGUAAAUUGGUCAGAGUUCUGAAUGCCAUUGUGCAAUCUUACAGAACCUAUAAUAACACGUGUGACCAGAAUGUGAAAAAUAAUGUACAGACAGUGAGAGUACUGUAUUAGCUUUUGAUGUAUUGCAUUGACAUCACCAGGGCCUGUUGUCACAUGUACAGGUUUAUAUGGAUCCCCUCCAGGUCUAUUAAAACUUUAACGAAUGAGUAAUGAUCUCUAAAUUGGAUCCUCCCAGGCACUAGAUGUGAAUUAUGAAAACAUGCAAAUAUACUACCCAGUGUUGGGUGUUGGUGUCUGGUGUUCAUGUGGGAUCAUUUGGAGUAAAGGAGCUCAGUCUUUGGUAUAGAUGUAGGAUCUUAAUUUGAGUGUCACGUCCUGACCAUAGUGAAUGUUUAUUUUCUAUGGUGGAGUGGUCAGGGCAUGACAGGGGGUGUUUGUCUGUUUUUGUAUGUCUGUUUUUGUAUGUCUAUGUUCAGUUUCUAGUUUUGCAUUUCUAUGUUGGUGUUGUUUGGCAUGACCUCCAAUUAGAGGCAGCAGGUUGUCAUUGUCUCUAAUUGGAGGUCCUAUUUAAGUUGUUUGUUUCACAUGUGUUUGUGGGUGAUUAUUCGUUGUGAGUGUAUUUGAUCCUCCUGCGUCACAGUUUGUUGUUUUGUGUAUAUUUUGAAGUGUUUUAUUGUUGCAUUCGGUUUCACUGGUUAAAUAAAUAUGUGGAACUACGAAAA